AUGCGUGUCACUCAUUGUGACAGGCGGGCCUCUGUGUUUGUUGUGGAGGAGCUAGACUUAUUUGAGGGAUGGGGGGAAGGUUCCUUCCGUGUUUGGCUAUCGGAUGGUACGUGUGACUGCAGCUUAUUCCAAUCUCUCCACUAUCCGUGCUGUCACGCACUUGUCGUGUGUGCCACAACUAGCAUUGAGUGGGCCCAGUAUGUGCAUUCUGUGUACAAACAGGAAGCUGUGUUCAAGGUGUACGAGAUGGAGUUUUUUCCUAUCCCAGACGAGUCGAUGUGGGCGGAGUGGCAUGGGACGAGGCUGUGUCCUAACCCAGUAAUGCGUCGGAAGGCUACUGGAAGUCCCGUGUCCACCAGAUUCCGGAAUGACAUGGACGAGACCGAGCAACAUGAGAAGCUGUGUGACCUGUGUAGGCAAUACGGUCAUACAAGAAGGGGAUGUCCUAAUCAGCCCACGGGCGAUGUGUAG
This is a messenger RNA of Arachis ipaensis, 471 nucleotides long. RefSeq lists its product as uncharacterized. NCBI's taxonomy places the organism in Eukaryota, Viridiplantae, Streptophyta, Magnoliopsida, Fabales, Fabaceae. Gene Ontology annotation, molecular function: zinc ion binding. The record is from RefSeq and is a predicted model, not a curated record.